Anopheles marshallii is the source of this 1776-nucleotide messenger RNA. It is a transcript of the gene rump, whose product is annotated as myelin expression factor 2. The coding region runs from base 1 to 1776 and encodes 591 amino acids. Lineage: Eukaryota; Metazoa; Arthropoda; Insecta; Diptera; Culicidae. The record is from RefSeq and is a predicted model, not a curated record. The transcript has 5 exons. Gene Ontology annotation, cellular component: nucleus; cytoplasm. Gene Ontology annotation, molecular function: mRNA binding.
AUGGAUAACGAUAGUGAUCAAAACAAUCGCGACCGUUCGCGACGUGGUGAUCGGCGUAGUGGCGGCGGAUCACGCUUCAGCAACGAUCGCGAUCGGAGCCGUGACCGGGAGCGUAGCGAUUGCCGGCGCAUCUACGUAUCGAACGUACCGUACGAGUACCGGUGGCAGGAUCUGAAGGAUCUAUUUCGCAAAGAAGUCGGUGAUGUGUCGUUCGUUGAGCUGUUCCACGAUGAAAACAAUAAGCCACGGGGUUGUGGUAUCGUAGAGUUCGAAAAACCGGAACACGUCCAGAUGGCACUGGAAAAGAUGAACCGCUACGAUAUCAACGGCCGAAAUUUGGUUAUCAAGGAGGAUUACGGCAACGAAAGGGACAAGUACGGCAGGGUAGUGCCGAAAUCAUUCCGAGGCAACGAAAACGACAACCGCCGUCGGGACCGUGAUGACGAUCGAAUGUCCGGACCAUCGCACGGUGGGAGCGGUGGUGGUGGUGGUGGCGGCGGUAUAGUAGGCGGCGGAGGCAAUGUAGGUGGCGGUGUCCUCGGCGGUGGCAAUCUCGGCGGCGUCAGUGUCGGUGUUGGUGGUAGUGAUUUUUCGCAGGAUUACAAUACAUACGGUCUGAGCGUAAAGUUCUUGGAGGGUUUAGGCAUUCAAGGGCCGUUGCAUACGAAGAUUUUCGUCGCGAAUCUUGACUACAAAGUCGAUGCGAAAAAGCUGAAGCAGGUGUUUAAAUUGGCAGGCAAAAUCCAAAGUCUCGAUCUGUCUGUCGACAAGGAUGGCAACAGCCGUGGGUUCGCAGUCAUCGAGUACGAUCAUCCGGUCGAGGCCGUCCAAGCCAUCUCGAUGUUUGACCGACAAAUGCUUUUCGACCGUCGUAUGACUGUCCGGCUGGACCGUCUGACGGAAAAGAGCGAAAUGAGCCGGCUGCCCGAGGGGCUGAAGGGUAUCGGUAUCGGAUUGGGUCCGAACGGUGAACCGCUCAAGGAUGUAGCACGCAAUCUGCCAUCAUUACAGCAACAGAACACGGCACUGCAAGGUGCAACCUUGUCCAAUGCUGCCCCGACACCCGUACAACCUCCGCUAACCGCAAGCAAUUUGCUCAACUCUGCCGCGACCAGCAACCUAUCUGGAUUAAAUUCGAAUCUAGCGGCACAGCUCAGCAAUGUGGUCGGUCUGUCAAAUUUGACCGGCGGUUUGCAGAGCUCGCUGCUGUCGAACGCGGCCGCCGGUCUAUCGAAUCUUGGUGGUCUCGGAGGUUUGGGUGCUGCAGCGGCAGCGGCGGCAGGUGGUGUUGGCGGUGGUUUGGGUGGUGCCGGCGGUGGGCUCGGUGGAGGUCUCGGUAACAGCUUGUCCAGUGCGCUCAGUGGUCUUGGUGGUUCCGGUAAUGACGGUGGGCUAGGUUCAAGCUUCAAUCAAAGCUACUCUUCCGGCUUCGGUAAUGGUGGUUCUAAUCGGGGUAACGACUACGAUAUGGGAUCAUCAAACGUACGCAACUACAGCACAGCACCGAACGACGACUAUGGCCGGAACUACGGAGGCAUCAAUAACGGCAAUCGUAAGAUUUCCGACACGAUCAUUAUCCGCAAUAUGCCUCCUUCCUGGACCUGGCAAACACUGCGCGACAAGUUCCGGGAUGUGGGAGAGGUAAAGUUUGCUGAAAUUAGAGGACAGGACACCGGGGUCGUUCGUUUCGCCAAGGAACGUGAUGCCGAUGUUGCCAUUAAACUCAUCGAUGGGACGCGCUUCGAAGGACGAACUGUGGACGUUAAUUUCUUUUAA